Topomyia yanbarensis is the source of this 3254-nucleotide messenger RNA. Its product is annotated as fibroblast growth factor receptor substrate 2. Gene Ontology annotation, biological process: cell surface receptor protein tyrosine kinase signaling pathway. Bases 326 to 2062 code for a protein of 578 amino acids. The record is from RefSeq and is a predicted model, not a curated record. NCBI's taxonomy places the organism in Eukaryota, Metazoa, Arthropoda, Insecta, Diptera, Culicidae. Gene Ontology annotation, cellular component: cytoplasm. The transcript has a single exon.
CCCAAAAAGACAAAAAAUAGAAGAUUCAUGAAAAUAAAAAUUUUCCAUUAUUUUCAUCUCCUCUCGAUGAUUAGAUGAAAUUAGUCUUAAAUUUCAAAUUCAGAUAUUGUGUAGUAUUGUCAAUAAGUGUUAGUAAAAGUAGUAAGAGAAUGCUGUGUAGUUUAUGCAGAAAUUAUAGUUAAGACGCUUUUCCACCACUUGGGUCGUACCUGGAAAAUGAUUACAAAGUUCGAAAGGGAAAAAUCCCUCUACCGUAGCCGCUCCUGUAGCUGUCUACGCGAUUGAAGAAGACAAAUAAUACCGCAAACUGCUGCCACAAACCACAAUGGGGUGCAUCAAUUCAAAAAAGGAUAUUAACGAUGUGCAUCCAAAUAUAUUCUACGUGAUCAAUAUAGACGACGAUGGAACCCCUUUGUGGAGCGGUCAGCUAGAAGUUUCCCGUACAGAGCUAACAUUAUACAGGAAAGGAAAAGAUCCCACUACUUGGCCGCUUAAAUGCCUCAGAAGAUACGGUUGCAACGUAGAUCAGUUCAGUUUCGAAGCGGGGAGAAGAUGCACUACGGGAGAAGGUAUUUACGCGUUUAAGUGUCGAAGAGCGGAAACAUUGUUCUAUACAGUGCAGUCUUACAUCCAGGGACGAAUAUACAGCGAUGAAAAUACGAAUCCAAACGACCCUUACCCUAUACCGGUUGCUUCUUCCGGACCAUCGGUGGCGGCAAGAAGUGUAUCGCAAAACAACACCGCCACAAGGAGCGGUCAGCAAAAUGCUACGGGAACUGGUAGCUAUAUUAUAAAUCGCACUGGAAUAGCUACUAGCCAAUCUCUAAGUCCUAAUGGAACCAUUCAUUCAAAUUCGAACCAAAGUCGCAGUACUGAUACACUCCCCCUAGAGGCUAACUAUCUUGAGCCAACGCCAAGUAGACCAGGUGGCCAGCCGCAAACAGUUACCACACGAUUUCAGCAGGGUUUGAGAUUGAGUUCUGUUAGCAGUGGCCCUAUCAGUCCAGAUGUGACGUCCCCAGGCUCGCCUAACAGUGUAACCAAUAUUUUGGAAGUUACUACCCUAAAUCCUUUACCAACAAGUAGUGCUUCUAGUGGCACUCAUCACGGGGUCAGUAACCUGUACCAGGAAUUUCCUAUGAAAGAUAGCGCUAGUACCGCUGUUAUAAAUCCCCCUGUGAAUCGUAUGUCUUUGGAUAUCCCACCUCAAGAAAUAGCUCCUAGUGCUGACAAUGAACCAGCUUUAUCAACUAGUAAACCUGACCUGAAUCCUCUUCCACUGGAAAUGCCACAAAUAACCAAUGAGAUGGACCCUGCACGAAUGUAUAUGAACGUGAAUAUUGCUUGCAUGCCAGAAAGUGUUCCUAAGGCAAAAGCAAAACCAGCCAGCAAAAGUAAUUCUAGUCUAAUUUCUAUCAACAACAACGCCGGUUCAUUUGAUGAAAACCAGUAUCAAAAUGUGAAAACACCAACUUUGGUAGGACCAAGUAUGCUUACCCAUCUGCGCCUAAAUUCAACAUACAUGAUCGAUCCAACACGCUUUUACGAAAAUCUAGAGCCAGGCGAAAUGAAAUCCGCUCUGCUACGUGGUCGAUACUCCAAACCGGACAUAUUUGCUAACGUCGAACUUCCGUUGGAUCAUUCUGAACCUUGUACGCCGACGUCAGUUAAUCGAAAAGUUCACUACAUUGUUCUGGAUCUCGACCAGUCUAACUCGUCAAAUAAUAUUACCGCACCGGCAUCGGUCACUUCACCAACUGGGAUUACCCCGACAGCGAAUAACAACAAUAACCCAGCAGCUAUAAAUCUAAACAAUCCAAGCGAACCAGCAACAGUUGCUACCACGCCGCUCUCACAAGGCCCCCUGGCUGGGGGUUUGCUGCCCCCAGAGAGCCCAAAGAAAGCAUCACUCGGCUAUGCAACGAUCGAUUUCAACAAGACAUUCGCCCUAAGCAACUCGACCACGCCUUCGUCUGAACUGGACAGUGAAGGCUCGCGUAAGACCCGUCACAACUCCACCGUAACGCCAUUAACCCGACAGAGUAAUUCGGUGAGCGAUUAGUAUUAUGCUUAAGGGUUGCAUGAAGGCUUCCUCGGAACCGGUAUGGUAUGUGUAAUAAUGGAUUAGUUCAAUGAGGUUUUACUGAAAGUUCUAUGUCGGUUAUGAUUAAAAAUUAGGACGAUAGGUUUAGAAUAGCCAUGAGAUGGAUUGUCCUUUCUAUCGUUCAAUAGCUUAAAGGUCUAAACUUGUAUCUUUUUUUCUGUUCACUGUAGAAGCAGUGAUCCAUCAAUUCUUCAAUAGCUUCAAAAAUUCGGAACGAUUUCUACACAAGUUUUGAUGUAGAAGGUAACGAACAUUUCAAUAAGGAGGCUCCGUGAAUUGUUUAACCAGAAGGAUUAAACUUUGGAUUUAGAUCAAACUCCUGUCGUAAACAAACCUCAUUGUUGCUAAAAAUAUUGCACCGUUAUUCCUUGGUAAACAACGCCUAAUAAUAGAGAAUUCGAUGUAUAUUUCAAAUUAUCCCAAAUGACCAUUAUUCCAAACGAAAGCAUGUGUCAGCUGCUGUUAUGCCAAAUGAACUUAUGCCAAACGACGUGCUCUCGGUUUUAAAUAUUGCGUGCGCACACCUCCUACACAUUUUUCUUUAACAUACUAUCAUUACAAUUUAAUUUUCAUCUUUUAUCAAAAGAUUACGAAAUUUGAGGUUAGGAAAAAAUGUUUUAAUCGUAAAUCGAUGCCGUACUAUGCACUAAACCCAAUUAAAUUAAUUGUAGCAACAAUGCCAAACCGUUUCCGACGUUAACGUUUCAUGUAUAAUAGUCUUGCUAACCUAAUAAAUGAUAUUAUUGAAGUCAUAAACAGAGAAUAAGUAUCUAAUGAUAACGUAAUUUAUUCAUAAGUUCAUUAUUUUUACAUUGUAGUACUAUCUGCUGAUUUGAUAUUAUAGAAGGAAUUUGUAAAAUCUACUGCGAUGGCACAAUUUAUAGGUUAAUUGUGCAAAAACACGAAAUCAAUAUUGGUUAUGAAGAAUUAAAAAAAAAGAAAGAUAACAGUGCAAAUAUAGCGUAUGUUGAUUGAUGUAUAUUGUAAAAAGGUUCAGACACAAUGUAUAAGUUUUGUUAUAGGUGACCAGUUUGUAACAUAAUUGCCAAAAUAGAUUUAGGCUCAGAAAGGGAAGAACAGGAUUGUAAAAGAUUAAAACACUUUAAGAUAGUGAGACUAAAUAAAUAUUACUAGUUUAUUAUAAAAGUAA